AUGGAGGAAUUGGAAGAGGACAAUGAGGGCGCCGGCUCAGAUGACCCAACAGCUGAUGCAAGCAGAUCAAUGCAGCUCGAAUCAAUCUGGAUCACGCUUGCUAACCAUUUGCGCCGGUUUGCCGAGUUUUUCCUUGACCUCAUCUCCCCGCUCUCCACCCAAAAAGGCUCCGACAUGAAAUUCCUUGCCAUCAGACUCAACUUCUCCCUCUUCUAA
Molecule: messenger RNA, 216 nt
Organism: Puccinia triticina
Lineage: Eukaryota; Fungi; Basidiomycota; Pucciniomycetes; Pucciniales; Pucciniaceae
Exons: 2
Coding region: 1-216 (71 amino acids)
Source: RefSeq, a predicted model, not a curated record